Messenger RNA from Ruditapes philippinarum (Manila clam), 1053 nucleotides. RefSeq lists its product as uncharacterized. The record is from RefSeq and is a predicted model, not a curated record. NCBI's taxonomy places the organism in Eukaryota, Metazoa, Mollusca, Bivalvia, Venerida, Veneridae. Bases 52 to 921 code for a protein of 289 amino acids. The transcript is spliced from 2 exons.
UGCAGGAACAAAAUACAAAAAUUAACAGUUUAGCAAGUAAAGUUGACGAUUAUGAACAAUAUUAUGAAGAGUAUGAUUAUGAUGAUGAUUAUGAGUCUGUGGACAAUUUCCAUCAGGAUGAUGAUCAACCUGAGCAGAGUAAGAGAAAAAAUGAUGAUGAGAAUAAUAAUAGUAGAUUUUAAGAAUAUGGCAAAGCGUUUUAAGACCACAGAAACUUGUGAUUCGAAAGUUGAUUCUGUGUUAGCGUCAACUGUAAAUGACUUAUUUCUAAAUGGACUUGAUGAGGAUCAUUAUAAUAAAUUGACAAAAGAUGAACUCAAUGCUAGGCCUGAAAACUGUGAGGCUUUAUCGGUGGUAAAAAUGAACCAGUUAAUAUGGGACGCGGUUUCCCCGAAUGCUAGAACGUCUGAUAGGAAACUUCAAUACAUUGAAGAGUCGGUAAUUAAAAGUGGUACACUCUUAGUUAAAGUAGUCAAUGAGUUGGACAAAUUAGAUUCGGAGAAUGAUGGGAAGCUUGGUCCGUUGAUAGAGCAGUGUAAUGAUGUCCUGGCUUUGUUGGGUCAUGCGAAUAAGCAAAUUAAUAUGACCAGGAAAGACUUUCUUAGACCUGAAAUGAGUAAGGAAUACACUCAUCUUUGUAGUCAAUCUAGACCUUUUACAAAAUUCUUAUUUGGGGACGAUGUCUCCAAGUCGGCUAAGGAGAUUGAGGACUGUUCCAAGAUCAGUAAUAAGAUGUUUGAUCGUAGACCUUUUCGAGGAGGUCCUGCCCGCCGAAUGUUGAAUAGAGGAUUUCGUUUCCGAGGCGGUUAUGGCCGAGGUAUGAGACCGAGGGGCCGAGGUUUGUCGGAUCCAAAUGUUGGUACAUCUACCGAUUCAAAAAACUACCAGAGACGGGGGUCUCGGCUGCCAUUCAAGCAGUAGAGCAGUCUGUUAGGAAGAUGCGUGCAGAAAAUGAGAAGAGAUAUGGCCAAGGGCAUCAUCAUAGCUCCACUUUGGACAACUCAACCUUGGUUUCCAAGGCUUAUGGACAUAUUGGUAGACACGCCAGUUAUU